UCCUGCCCUCAGCUCUUCUCUCCGCUUGCCAUUUUUAGCUCCUCAUUUCGCUCCUCACAAUCGCCUCCGGCCUCUCUUCCGCCAAGCCACGACCACCACCAACCCAUCCUCCCACCUCCGAUCGCCUCCCGGCGGAACGCGCCCCGUUCCGCCGCCGCAGUGCCAUGCGCCUGCCACCGUGGAGGAGGAAGAAGAAGCAGAAGCACGAGAGGAGGAGGGCCUGCGACACCGCCCACAAGAGGCUCUGACCGCCAUCGCCGCCGCGGCCCGGCGGCCCGAUGGGCAACGUCUGCGUCGGCUCCCGCUUCUCCAAGAACCGCUUCUUCGGCAACUUCUCCCUCUGGCGCAACCGCUCCCGCUCCAGCAGCACCCCCUCCAACCCCACCACCACCUCCCGCUCCGUCCCCGUCGUCCAGGUCCAGCCCAGCGAGUCCGACGCCAAGCCGACCCCGCCGCCGCCGACGCAAACCGCCGCCCCGGCCCCCAUCGUCAUCUCCGAACCAGCUCCGGCGCCGUCUCCUCUUCCCCAGCCACCACAGCCAAUAACGCCGCCGCCACCGCCGGCGUCAUCAGAAGCCGACCCAUCGCCACCGCAACAGCCUGCGGCAUCGCAACCGCAACCGCAAUCGCAGCCGCAGUCGAAGAAGAAGGCGGCGCACAUCAAGCGCAUCUCCAGCGCCGGCCUUCAGGUGGAGUCGGUGCUCCGGCGCAAGACCGAGAACCUCAAGGACAAGUACAGCCUGGGGCGGAAGCUCGGGCAGGGCCAGUUCGGCACGACGUACCUGUGCGUCGACAAGGCCACCGGCGGCGAGUACGCGUGCAAGUCCAUCGCGAAGCGUAAGCUGGUGACCGACGAGGACGUGGAGGACGUCCGGCGCGAGAUCCAGAUCAUGCACCACCUGGCCGGCCACCCGAGCAUCAUCGGCAUCCGGGGCGCGUACGAGGACGCCGUGGCGGUACACGUGGUGAUGGAGCUCUGCGCCGGCGGCGAGCUCUUCGACCGCAUCGUGCGGCGGGGCCACUACACGGAGCGGCAGGCGGCGACGCUCGCCCGCGUCAUCGUCGCCGUCGUGGAGUCGUGCCACUCGCUCGGCGUCAUGCACCGCGACCUCAAGCCCGAGAACUUCCUCUUCGUUGGCAACGACGAGGACUCGCCGCUCAAGACCAUCGACUUCGGCCUCUCCAUGUUCUUCCGGCCAGGAGAGGAGUUCACGGACGUGGUGGGGAGCCCGUACUACGUGGCGCCGGAGGUGCUGAAGAAGCGGUACGGGCAGGAGGCGGACGUGUGGAGCGCCGGCGUCAUCAUCUACAUCCUGCUCUGCGGCGUACCGCCGUUCUGGGCGGAGACGGAGCAGGGGAUCUUCGAGCAGGUGCUGCACGGCUCGCUCGACUUCGAGUCGGACCCGUGGCCGAGCGUGUCGGAGAACGCAAAGGACCUGCUCCGGAAGGUGCUCGUCAGGGACCCCAAGAGGCGCCUCACCGCGCACCAAGUCCUCUGCCACCCGUGGCUUGAGGCGAUCGGCUCCGCGCCGGACAAGCCGCUGGACUCAGCGGUGCUGUCACGGCUGAAGCAGUUCUCGGCGAUGAACAAGCUCAAGAAGAUGGCGCUGAGGGUGAUCGCGGAGAACCUGUCGGAGGAGGAGAUCGCGGGGCUCAAGGAGAUGUUCAAGAUGAUGGACACUGACAACAGCGGGCAGAUCAACUUCGAGGAGCUCAAGGCUGGCCUUCAAAGGGUCGGCGCCAACAUGAAGGAAUCGGAGAUAUACCAGCUCAUGCAGGCUGCUGACAUCGACAACAGUGGGACCAUAGAUUAUGGAGAGUUCAUAGCGGCAACGCUGCACCUCAACAAAGUUGAAAGGGAAGACCAUCUUUUUGCCGCCUUCCAAUACUUCGACAAGGAUGGCAGCGGAUACAUCACAGCUGAUGAGCUGCAGCAAGCUUGUGACGAGUUUGGCAUAGAAGAUGUCCGACUUGAAGACAUGAUUGGCGAAGUGGAUCAAGACAAUGACGGGCGCAUUGAUUACAAUGAGUUUGUCGCAAUGAUGCAGAAAUCGCCUGCUGGUUUUGGCAAGAAAGGCCAUCAGUACAACCUUAGCAUUGGUUUUAGGGAUGCCUUGAAUAAGGCACAUAGCUGACAUUGUUGUAGUUUUGCAUUUAUGUAUACUUGUGCAACUGAAAUGGUGCUGUGCAUACGUGUUGUAAAUGAGGAGGAAACUUGGGCUCUGAUUAAUUCAUAGGAGAUUUGUUAA
Molecule: messenger RNA, 2249 nt
Organism: Setaria italica (foxtail millet)
Lineage: Eukaryota; Viridiplantae; Streptophyta; Magnoliopsida; Poales; Poaceae
Product: calcium-dependent protein kinase 27-like
Exons: 6
Coding region: 279-2135 (618 amino acids)
Biological process (GO): protein autophosphorylation; intracellular signal transduction; peptidyl-serine phosphorylation
Cellular component (GO): cytoplasm; nucleus
Molecular function (GO): calmodulin binding; calcium ion binding; calcium-dependent protein serine/threonine kinase activity
Source: RefSeq, a predicted model, not a curated record